Messenger RNA from Colletotrichum chrysophilum, 435 nucleotides. RefSeq lists its product as uncharacterized. The transcript has 3 exons. The record is from RefSeq and is a predicted model, not a curated record. Bases 1 to 435 code for a protein of 144 amino acids. NCBI's taxonomy places the organism in Eukaryota, Fungi, Ascomycota, Sordariomycetes, Glomerellales, Glomerellaceae.
AUGACAUCACCAGACCCCGACCAACAACAGCCCGCGGCCAUCAACUACGUCGCGGGGUUCCUCCUCGUCGGCCUCGCGUGGGGCUUCACCACCCCCUUCAUCCGCCGCGCCGCCAAGGACCACCACCCCGCGCCGCACCCGAUCCUCGAGAGCGACGCCGUGAAGGCCAGCUGGCUCCGCAGCCGCCUCUACGGCGCCUUCUUCGGCGUCCUCGACCUGCUGCGCAACCCGCGCUACGCCGCCCCGCUGCUCAUCAACAUCACCGGCAGCGUGUGGUUCUUCCUGCUCAUCGGACAGGCUGAAUUGAGCUUGACCGUCCCCAUCGUCAACACCCUAGCCUUCCUCUUCACCGUGAUUGGCGAGUGGUGGGUUGAGAAGAAAGUCAUCAGUCGAGUUCGUCUCCAGCGCGUGUGGAUUGGUUGCGCACAAUGCUGA